Messenger RNA from Closterium sp. NIES-65, 831 nucleotides. The record is from the annotation of a GenBank genome assembly. NCBI's taxonomy places the organism in Eukaryota, Viridiplantae, Streptophyta, Zygnematophyceae, Desmidiales, Closteriaceae.
AUGCAUGUGCAUGUGCGUGUGGAGGAGGAUGUGCGUAUGGAUGUGCAUGUGCAUGUGCGUGUGGAGGAGGAUGUGCGUAUGGAUGUGCAUGUGCAUGUGGAUGUGCAGGCGGAUGUGCAUGUGGAUGUGCAUGUGGAUGUGCAUGUGGAUGUGCGUAUGGAUGUGCAUGUGGAUGUGCAUGUGCAUGUGGAUGUGCAUGUGGAUGUGCGUAUGGAUGUGCAUGUGCAUGUGGAUGUGCUUGUCCAACCAUCCGCUGCUGCUCCUAGAGCUGCUCCCGCUGGUGCUCUCAGUGCCGCUCGCAGAGGUGCUGCCCCCAGUGCUGCCAGCGCUUACGGUGCUCCCACCACUGAUGGAGCUUCCGGUGCCCCCACCACUGAUGGAGCUUCCGGUGCCCCCACCACUGAUGGAGCUUCCGGUGCCCCCACCACUGAUGGAGCUUCCGGUGCCCCCACCACUGAUGGAGCUUCCGGUGCCCCCACCACUGAUGGAGCUUCCGGUGCCCCCACCACUGAUGGAGCUCCCGGUGCUCCCCCCGCUGCUGCUGCUGGUGCUCUCGGAGACGGUGCUUACAUAUCCGAUAAUGAGAUUCUCGUUAGGGUCCGUGCUGCCGCUGCUGCCCGUGGUGGUGACCGUUUGGGUCAGGAGGCCGUCGCUCGCAUCCAGCAGCUCUCGCCGCACGGCGCCGCCCGCUGCGCAGCAGAGGGAGAGCGAGUGAAGCACUGCCAACGCGAGGGGUGUGCGGGAAUCAGUGCAGCGAAGCGUGGGGGAACAGCGAAGCGUGGGGGAACAGCGAAGCAUGGGGGAAACAGCAGCGAAGAAUGGGGGAAAUAG